UCUCUAUUAUCAAGGACACUACCUACUGUCCAGACGCAUACAUCAAAUAACAAACAGUUUGUUAUUUCUGCUUAACGAUGUUUGAGAUAUGAAAGACAGGACGGCAAAUGUUAUAUGCGCUUGAAAUAAAUAAGACGUUUCAAAUGAAUUUUGAGUCAGACUUUUAGGUUGAAGAUCAUUGUUUUCUGUUAAAUCAGUCUUUCAAACCCCGCUCUAUGAAGAAUCUGAUUUUUCUGACCAUAACAUACCAACUUGUGGUUGCUAUUUGGCCAAUAACAACGUUCACAUAUAAUAAUAUCGACAACAGCAUCAAUAAUAACUGCGGGAAAAACUUUCAAUUCAAGCCAAACAGAAUCAUCUUAACCCAAAAGUCCAUUUCAGCGGGUGCUAAAUUUCUCAAAAAGUUAAAAGUAUCAUCGUUUAAAGAAUGUUACUUUAUGUGUUGCAAUACAAAUGAAUGUAGCACGGCAAUAUUUGAAUCUAAGGCUACACAGUCCUGUUUUAUGUUUGAUUGUCGACAGCCUGGACAAUGCUUUUAUUCUAGUUAUUCCAAUUAUGAUACAAUCGUCUUGGAAGAAUCAAACGGUAAUCAGAGUUUGAAAAACAAAGUUGGUCUAAAUCAACAUUGUGAUUCAAAUAACUUGUGUGAUGAAGUUAAAACUAUAUGCUCUGAUGGGAUUUGUAUUUGUCAGUCUGGUUGGAUUGCUAAGAAAGGUUCAUGCGUUCAGUCAGUUUGUAAAUCACCAGAACUUCAAUUCCAGUGUGAUGAUUCUUCUACUUGUGUAGCUAUCUAUGAUAAAUGUAACGGAAUAGUUGAAUGCCCGGAUGGAUCAGAUGAGUUGUUUUGCCCUUCAAGAGUAAUUCGCAAGCAAAAUGAGACUAAUCCGUCAUUACCGCGUAAUCAAAAACAAGGUGAAUUUGACGAGGGAAUUUUGUCUAAACCUUCAAAUUUAAGUUAUCAGCCCUUGGGAAGAUAUCAAUCCAGUCAACCAUCUUUAUUAACUACAUCUCGAAGUACUUCUCCAGCGUUGAUGGAUUUACACGAUCUAUCUGAUCCAUUAUUUUAUUCUAGUCAACCAAAUUAUCAUAAUGGUAGGGAACAACUGACAAAAUCACAUCCAAUUAAAUCUGCUAACCAAAAACCAUUAUUCAAUGUUGAUGAUAAAAAAUCGUUCAUGCUUGAUAUAAAUAAUAAAAUUAAUGAAAAUAAUGAUAACAAUCCUGAGAUGUUUUUUACUUCAAGUGAUGAUGAUGGAUGGCAUUAUCCUAAGGGACUACUUCAUGAUGUUUCAUCACAGGGUGGUGGUGAUGUCCUUUCACAAUCAUUGCCUAGAAAGCAUCUAUAUCGACCAGAUCAUCAUCAUUCGGUACUAUCACGAAUGAAAGCAUAUGAAACGGCAGGACUAUACAGGCCCAGAUCAUUCAAUACUUUUAAAGUUGAUUAUCCUCAGUCAUCACAGAGAAAUGAUUUAUCGUUCAUUCCUUAUCAUCAUUCCAAUAAUUUUAUGCGUGGAUCACAUCAAGAUGAACCACCAUUUUUUCAAUAUAAUCUGGAUAAUAAACACCAAUCUGAGAUGAUAAUUGAUCCAACCGUACUGGAAAAUAUGGACUUUAUCAAUAAGUUUAGUGAAACAGGCGAUACUUUAAAAAAGUAUCCGUUGGUUCAUGAGCCUAAACACAUUCAUCAUAGGAAUGAAUUUGAUGACAUUAAUCAAAAGGCAUCUAGUAUAGAUAAAAAUGAAAUUCGACCGGCGACUCUCACUAGUACUAGUAGUCCCAUUACAACAACUGAUUCAUCACAAAGUAUAAUAGCUGCUGUUAAGCAAAGUCAAUCUGAAGGUCAUACUUCUGCUUUGUUAUUAGCAUUCAGUCUUGGUUUAAUUUGUUGUUUCAUUGGUCUACUUAUUGCUGAAUGGAGACGUCGGCAAAAAUUGCAUUUAUGGUCAUCGCAUCGUUCAAGACCAGAGCAAGCAAUUGUUUUUGGUGAUCGAACAAAAAUAUCCAUGCCAAGAUUAAAAUCAUCUCGUCGAUUAAAGAAAAAUACGAAUUAUGACCAAGUGAAUAAAACUAUAACAGGUACAAUAGAUGAAGAAAAAGCUUUAUUCAAUGAUUUAGUCCUUUAACUCAUCAUUGAUCUUAAGAAAUACAUUAUGAUACAUUGCAUCUAUAUUUAAUUUCAGUUUUGAGUUUAAGUUUUCAUCAUUGUCUAAUAUUUUAUUGAACUCUGUACUCAUUUAAAUAAGCAUUUAAGAAGUAAUACGACCAAUCGGUUUUAUUUGUGAAUUUUCUCAUACAUAUAUAUAAACUGUUUAUUUCACUAAAGUCUAUGUCUUGCAUUUAUUUUGAUUUGAUAUUACUUUUUAAUUCAUGUUCCGUGUAAUAUGCAUUCCUACCAGACAAUUUCGAUGUUGUGAUAAUCACCAAUGUUCUUUUGAUAUAUUUUUACGUUUAUUUGCAUUGAUUAAUCUCUUUAUUAUCUAAAUUUUAUUACUAUUAAUAUCAAUAGUAAUUAACUUGUCAAUUCGUUCAGUAUUUAGGUAUUAUGAAAUUCAACGUGAAUUUCUUUUAAUCGGUUUUGAUUACGGUAAAAUAUAUCCUAAGGAUUCUUUGUCUCGGUAUUAUUUGUAUUAUUCAUCUUGUUGUUGUAAUUCAGUAAGACACAUUGGAGGAGUACAAAUUUGCACCAAGCCCUAUAUUGAUUGUGACUGACCCUGUAAUCUCGGUGUGACACACAUGUAAUGCAAUCAUGUGCAGUACCAUACAUGUUUUUUUCAAAACACGAUAUCCCGUUGCCUGACGAAGUACAUUUAGCAUUUAAAAUUCAUACGACAGAUUUAUCAUUGUCAGAUGGCGUGAAUGGCUAAAUAGCUAAUUUGGUUAGUGUGCUCUUAGAUUGGAAAACUAAAAGUAUAUUGGGAUGGGUUACAAGUGGGCUAUUUGCACAAGUCCGAACGCGUUUAUGCUCCUGGGCAACAUGUUAAUUGAUACUUUAUUUUUUAUUGAUAGGUUAGUGUUUACAUUAGCGAUAACACUUGAAGGUACCGAGCACGCACUCAUUUUAUCGAGUCGUUGCCAUUUGCUUACAAUUAUUUAACUUAAUGGAUAGUAGCCUACCUCCGUUAAUCGACAAAAAGAGACUUCUCGGUAAACAAUGUUGGUUAGUCGCUCUUAGAACAUGAAUCAAGCUUCUGACAUGAUCUAGUGGUCAAAUGCGAGAGAAAAAGUAGGCACAUGUACUUUUUUGCUAAUAUUUUUAUCCAUUGUACACCCAUUUGUGGUGUACGAAACACUGACCGAUUUCUGUAAUAUCUAGGAUAUGCUAACAACUAACUCUCACCAGAAUCUCAAAUUACAUCAUUCUAUACAGUUCCAUCUGAUCUUCAUGUUUAUCAGUUGAUAAGAU
Messenger RNA from Schistosoma haematobium, 3403 nucleotides. RefSeq lists its product as uncharacterized. Gene Ontology annotation, molecular function: protein binding. NCBI's taxonomy places the organism in Eukaryota, Metazoa, Platyhelminthes, Trematoda, Strigeidida, Schistosomatidae. The record is from RefSeq and is a predicted model, not a curated record. The transcript has 8 exons. Bases 216 to 2123 code for a protein of 635 amino acids.